This is a messenger RNA of Notothenia coriiceps (black rockcod), 1055 nucleotides long. RefSeq names its product beta,beta-carotene 9',10'-oxygenase-like. The transcript is spliced from 8 exons. The record is from RefSeq and is a predicted model, not a curated record. The coding region runs from base 90 to 1055 and encodes 321 amino acids. Gene Ontology annotation, biological process: carotene catabolic process; retinal metabolic process. NCBI's taxonomy places the organism in Eukaryota, Metazoa, Chordata, Actinopteri, Perciformes, Nototheniidae. Gene Ontology annotation, cellular component: mitochondrion. Gene Ontology annotation, molecular function: carotenoid dioxygenase activity; beta-carotene 15,15'-dioxygenase activity.
GCAUGCACUUACUGUACAGUAUAUUCAUGUGGGUGCAGCAGGACGCGGUCACAAAGCAGCAGUUGUAACCAUCCACAAUAAACGAGGAUAUGCCUCCUGUGAAUAUCGAGAGUUCAGGUGAUGCCAAACCUGUUGACAAUGGCAAGGCCGAGAAAUGCAUCACCACCGUGAUGAAGGGGCUGGAGACCAUUGAGCCUUUGGUGCGCUCUGUAGAAGAAACCCCAGAGCCCAUCUGCACUGAGGUACAAGGAUCCAUUCCUUCAUGGGUCAAAGGAAACCUCCUCCGAAACGGCCCGGGGAAGUUUGAGUUUGGAAACACACACUACAAUCACUGGUUUGAUGGGAUGGCGAUGCUGCAUAAGUUCACCAUCGCAGAAGGCCAGGUGACCUACAUGAGUCGCUUCCUGAACAGCGAGGCCUACAGGAAGAAUAGUGAAAGGGACCGCAUCAUGAUGUCAGAAUUUGGUACCCUCGCUUUGCCGGACCCCUGUAAAAACAUCUUCCAGCGCUUCCUGUCCCGCUUUGAGAUGAUGGACUCCACGGACAAUGCAAGUGUGAGCUUUGUGAAAUACAAAGGUGACUACUAUGUCAGCACGGAGACAAACUUCAUGCAUAGAGUGAACCCGGAAAACUUAGAAACAUUGGACAAGGUAGACUGGAGCAAGUUCAUUGCUGUGAAUGGAGCCACUGCUCACCCCCACUAUGACCCUGACGGUACCGCCUACAAUAUGGGCAACUCCUAUGGAAGCAAAGGAGCAUUGUACAACAUCAUCAGAGUUCCUCCUGAGAAGUCAGACUCCAAAGACACUCUCCAAGGAGCCAAAGUCCUCUGCUCCAUUGUGCCUGCCAACAAGUCCCAUCCCUCCUACUACCACAGCUUUGCCAUGUCAGAGAACUACGUGGUGUUCAUCGAGCAGCCAAUAAAGAUGGACCUGAUGAAGAUAGUCACAGCUAAACUGAGGGGGAAGGCUUUGAGCGACGGCAUCUACUGGGAUCCCAAACAGGAAACUGUCUUCCAUCUCGUGGACAAGCGUACAGGCGAGAUCCUCCUCUAA